ACAAAAGUCGCAAGUCACAUCUGUUGAUAUAACACAUUUUACUGGGAGAAAAGCAAUUUUUGUAUUUUUUUACUACUUUUUUUAUAAAUUCGUUCCACUCAAAACAACGACAAAUUCAAAGCAUUUGUGUUUUACGGCGACGAUACAAAAAAGUGCUUCCGUUCGUUCAUUACAUACAUUUAAUGUCUGCAUUAGUGGCGUGAAAAUCCGUAUGAAGUAGUUACAAUUGUAUUUGUUACUAUUGUAUGCGUUCUUAGCUAAACGCGAAUCAGAAGACGAGAAUGGCGCGUCUGGUGUUCAGUGAAACCCCAACAAAAGCAAAAAAAAAAUUUCGGCCACGUCCCAAAGGAUGGCGCAAUGUGAGCCUGCUCUUGGAGCCUUCUAGCAAGAACUGGUGGGAGGAUCCCGAUGUCGUAGUUGCCUUCAAUUUACCGCGCAUAAGUGCCACCCUAGAGCGUUUAAUAGGCACAAAUGUGGUGCGUCUGACCGAUCACAAGUUCAUGGCCGAACUGCGCAAACGGUUGGUGGAGGAGCAUCGUAAUCAGCUGGAACGUCGCAUAAAGGCAAGAGCGCUCAGAGAAGUCGAACGUGAACGCCUGCUAAUCAUCGAAGGUAAAACAGACGAGAUACCUGAAGAACUGGCAGAUGAUCCAAUAUUUGUUGUUAAUAAAAUUGCGAAUAAAGAAAUACAAAAGGAGCGCUCUAAGCUCAAAACCAACCGUGAGCGCAACGCAGAGCGCUUAAAAGCACAAGGCUCAAAAUGGGAACGUGAACGGCAGAAAUAUGUGGAAGAGGAACAACAACGUGUAGAGAAGAUAAAAGAGCGCGAUAAGGAGCAAAAUGAACUCGAAGAGCGAUAUAAGGCAGAAGAUGCUGAACGGGGCGUGGAUGUGUUGCGCAUCGAUAAUGAGGAUUGGCGCGAAUGUGAGCAAACCCUUAAGCGAUUCCUUGAAGAAGAGCGCGCCAAAAUGAAGGAACGCACGUUGCGUGUACCUACGCCAUUCACGUCGGAUAAAUUGGAUAUAUUGAAUAUUGUGCGUGCUAGGAAAAAAUUCCGUGAAGCCGAGCAACGUAUUUGCCAGCAACUAGAAGAGGCUGCAAAACCAACUUCAAAAGCUAAAGACAAAAAACUCGGUAAAGAAUUGGCUGAAAAGACGGCGAUUAUACAGAAGCACGUGCAAGAUAUCAUACAAGCCGAUACCGAAGGCGCUACCGAACCUGGCGUUCAAGAAGGCAGCAAAGAGUUGGGCGAAAGAGAACCAAGGGAAGGCCAAAGGCGAAAAUACUUGGACGACGCCUCUGAUGCUUCCAACGAGUCGGAGGUGCACGAACAGGGCAGCACCAUUAGUGAAUCAAUGCGACGACUUGAAAUUGAGUUAGACGAAGAAAUGGAAUACGAUGUAGAGCGUGGUUAUCUCAUCUCAAAAUCACAAUUUGAGCAGUUGCGCUAUCAAGAUAACAGAAUAAUGCAGAUGCAGCAUGCAUCGAAUAUGCGUGAACUGUUUCAACUUGCCGAGGAGAUUAUAAUUGGCGAACGUAUUGAGGAGGAAAUCGUGGAAGAAGAAAUGCUAGAAGAGGAAGAACAACCGAUCGGGGAAGAAGGAGAAGAGGAAGAGCGCGGGGACAAUAAUUUCUAAGAAUGCACGUACACUAAAGGCGCACACACACGCAAACAUAAACAACUAAACAAAAAGCAAAUCAACUGUUUGUGCUAUUAAAUUCAGCUAAUCAAAAGCAUCAGCUGUCCGCUGGCGUUGUAAAUAAGUCGGAGGAAGUGCAAAAGAAGGGAAUGCACAUUAUCUUUUGCAAAAAUAGCUGCGACUGUAAUAACAGACUAAAUUAAAUGCAAAUUUUUUAUCGCUAGCUUAAAUAGAAGACGUGCUAAGUUCACUUUUUAUUAAAAAAUAAAAUUUCAGUGUCGGUAUUUGAAAGGCCAAGGGGGAGCAUAAUGUUUUGUGCAAGACUAACCAUCAACUUGCACAUAUUUCCAACUAUGCCCUAGAGCGUCUGCUAUGAUGAAAAUGAACACUUCACGUUUACUGUUUUCAUCCAAAGCUAGCGAUAUUAGAAUUUUGAAUAAAAUUCUUACGUACUUACAUGCAAGUGUCUGACACAAAUAAAUCAAAUAUUAAUAAUAUCCCACAUACACACUUACAUGCAAAUGUCUGACACAAAUAUGUUAAAUCAAAUAUAGCUAAUAAAUGCAAAAAUUGCGAAACGUCAA
This is a messenger RNA of Anastrepha obliqua, 2224 nucleotides long. RefSeq names its product RNA-binding protein 25. The transcript is spliced from 9 exons. NCBI's taxonomy places the organism in Eukaryota, Metazoa, Arthropoda, Insecta, Diptera, Tephritidae. The coding region runs from base 282 to 1637 and encodes 451 amino acids. The record is from RefSeq and is a predicted model, not a curated record.